AUGUAGUCUUUUUAUAUUUAUAGUAAACUCUGUCUUAGUUUUCUAUUAUAAUCCCUCCAAAAUAAAAUUCAAAGGUUAGGUAGACUUUUUUGUAUCCAACAACCAAUUCAACUUCUUUCUUAUUUGAGAGAGUUUAAAAUAAAAAAUCUCACUCAAAAAUCCAAACAAAAAUGGCUGAAACACUCUCAAAUUAUGAAGAAGACAGAUUAAGCUCACUUCCAGACACUCUUUUGGUCGAUAUUCUUUCAUUCAUCCCAUUCAAAUCCGCAGUUGCCACCUCUAUCUUAUCUCGCCGAUGGUGUUACCUCUGGACACAGCUACAACUCCCUCACCUCUUUUUAGACUGGCCAUGGCCGCGUGCCUCUGACUCCGAUCACUCUGAAAAAUUCUUCCAAUUCAUCAACACGGUUGAUAAUAUUUUCAACCGGAUCACCUCCCCACUUAUCAAAACCUUCCAUCUACAUAUCCCUUACCCACAAACUGCGAAGAAUGAUGAAUUUGAAGUGUGUUCUGCUUAUUUGAAAUCCUGGAUUCGUCGUGUUUGUGUCCUUAAAGUGGCUAAGAUCAAGGUAAGUUGCGACUUUCCUUACUAUCUUGGACCUCAUGUUCGUUUUCCGUCUUGUGUAUUUGACGUUGAAUCACUAGUAGAACUUGAAUUGGGUGGAAAUUUAUGCUGUGAAUUGCCAGAAACUGAAAUUGUUAGUCUUCCAAAUUUGAAGAAGCUUGUGUUAAUUGACCUGCCAACCAACAAUAGAUCAGUGUUUGAAACUUUGUUUAAGUCUUGCCCUUUGUUGGAAAUGUUGUCUUUGGAAAUAGAUGAAGAUUCCGCUAACUCAGAAUAUCUGACAAUAUCAGCUCAGAAUCUGAAGUCCUUGAUUAUCAGGGGAAAAUCGCGGCAUUUUGUGUUUACCAUUAAAGCACCAUUGCUCCAACACAUUGAGAUUCGCGGCUUUCUUGGUCUGUAUAGGUUUGAUCAGUAUCCAAGCAGAUUGGUCAGGGCAGAUCUUGACAUUUCGAACUUUAGCUAUAGUAGGAUUGAUUUUAUAAGAUAUAUACCAAAACUUGUUCAGGGGAUUUCUAGUGUUGAAUCUCUUAACCUGUUAAAUGGUCUUUCUGUGUUCAAUGCGCUUGAUAGCUUGGAUUUUGAUGUUGGGUCAGUCUUUCAUAAUCUUGUCCAUCUUACCUUAGAUUUGUCUAAGAAUGAAAAGGAUUGGGGUGAUCGAAAUCCAAUACCAAUAUGCUUGUUAAGUCGGCUUAAGAAGAUAAAAUUAUUGAAUACUCAGGGUAAUGCCAAUGAUGUGAAGUUGCUUGAGUACAUUCUAAGUAAUGCAACUGUUUUGGACCGGCUUUAUAUUUCCUCCGUUCAUGAUGGUUAUGGCGAUGAUGAUGGUGAAAGAGGUCAAGUAUGGAGGGAGUAUAAAUUGUCUAGAACAAUGUUAUUGGUUCCAAGGAAUACCAAAAUAACCAUAAAUGUUGAGGAUCCUCUGUUUGGUCAGACACCUACUGACAGUCCAUAAUCUGCAAGGCAUGAAUGAUUUUGACAUGUAAGAAUUGAAGUGGCUCCUGUUUCUGAACUUCAAGUUUCACUACGUAUCGUUUUUCUUUGCAAAAGACAGGUUAUACCAAAUACGCCUCAGUACUGCUUGUUGAGAAGCUUAAAAUUAGAUGCAGAAUAUGAUUGCCACACAGGCACUUAAGACCUGAUUUUUAUUUGUGCUUCAAGAAUGUAAAAUUGAUACACUUAAUUUUUUAUUGUAGCAUUAAUUUAUUUUCUUUAAAGAGACAAAUUACAUGUUUA
Chenopodium quinoa (quinoa) is the source of this 1798-nucleotide messenger RNA. RefSeq names its product F-box/LRR-repeat protein 13-like. The record is from RefSeq and is a predicted model, not a curated record. Bases 171 to 1517 code for a protein of 448 amino acids. NCBI's taxonomy places the organism in Eukaryota, Viridiplantae, Streptophyta, Magnoliopsida, Caryophyllales, Amaranthaceae. Gene Ontology annotation, molecular function: protein binding. The transcript has a single exon.